Paramuricea clavata is the source of this 1076-nucleotide messenger RNA. Lineage: Eukaryota; Metazoa; Cnidaria; Anthozoa; Malacalcyonacea; Plexauridae. The record is from the annotation of a GenBank genome assembly.
AUGCCUUCGUUGCGUUGUGUUGUACAAGAUUGUAUUCUCCCAGUUAUUACUAACAUGAUAAAUCGCUCGUUACAGACUUCAGUUUUUCCAUCAGCCUGGAAAAUAUCAGAAGUAAUACCACUUCUUAAAGAGGGAGACCACGAAGUGGCAAAUAACAAUCGACCACUAUCGUUACUACCAGCGACUUCUAAAAUUUGUGAACGAGUAGCUUUAAAUCAAAGUGGUAUUAAACAACUACAUUCACGUGAGACUCUUGGCGUGUUUAUGACAGACAAGGUGUUUAAAGCAAUGGACUCAAAAGAACUCACAGUCAUAGUAUUGCUGGAUUUGUCAAAAGCGUUUGACAGUAUAGAUCACCGCAAACUCUUAACAAAGCUAAAAGCAUUAGGCCUAAGCCUUGGCGCCUUAGAAUGGUUCAAAAGUUACUUGACCGAAAGGACGCAGCAGGUGAAGAUUGGCUCAGUUGUGUCAGAACCAGGUCAUAUCACUCAUGGUGUACCUCAAGGUUCGAUAUUAGGACCUGCUUUGUUCAAUAUAUAUUUGAAUGAUUUGCCCACCAUCCCGAAGUUCGGUGACUUAGAAAAUUCAAAAUUGUAUCUUUCGUUUCCCAUCAAGUAUGUUAAUGAAGUUAUGCGGAAUAUCAAUGAAGACCUGUCAAAAAUCACAGCAUGGUGCUGUCACAAUAGUCUACUAAUUAAUUCAGACAAGAUCAAAGUGUUAGGAACACACAAAAUGUUGCAACGAUUACCGGAUGACUUUUAUGUGACAUUACUUGAGAAAAGGAUUACUCCCACUAUUUCAGCACGCGAUCUCGGGAUUCAACUUGAUUCAACACUAAGUUUUAACGAACAUAUAGCAAACACUGUUUCUACUUGCAUUGCGAGCUUAUGUCAGAUAAACAGGGUCAAACAUCUUUUUGACCCUAGGAUUUUGGAAAAUGUCAUCUCGUCCCAAGUAUUUUCCAAAUUGUAUUAUUGCUCAAACGUAUGGUCCAGUACGACCAAGAAGAACAUAGAAAAAUUACAAAAAGUGCAAAACUUCGCGGCGAGAAUAAUCACAGGAACACAAAAAUAUGA